AUGGCCGUUGAGCGCAUUGAGAAGAGGUGUCUGGAGCUGUUUGGCCGAGACUACUGUUACAGCGUGAUUCAGAACGUGAACGGGGAUAUCUGCGGCCACUACCCACAGCACAUCGUGUUCCUGGAGUAUGAGAGUUCUGAGAAGGAGAAAGACACGUUUCAGAGCACCGUGCAAGUGAGCAAAUUGCAGGACCUCGUCAACCGCAGCAAGACAGCCAGGUGCAGAGGACGGUUUGUCUGCCCGGUGAUCCUGUUCAAGGGCAAGCACAUUUGCAGGUCAGCCACACUGGCUGGAUGGGGGGAGCUGUAUGGACGCACUGGCUACAACUAUAUUUUCUCAGGGGGUGCAGACGACGCCUGGGCAGAUGCCGAGGAUCUCACGGAGGAGGACUGUGCUGUUCGAAGUUCCGACACGCAUCUCUUUGAUAAGGUCAGAGGCUAUGACAUCAAGCUGCUCCGGUACCUGUCAGUCAAGUACAUCUGUGACCUGAUGGUGGAGAACAAGAAGGUGAAGUUUGGCAUGAAUGUUACCUCCUCCGAGAAGGUGGACAAAGCACAGCGCUAUGCCGACUUCACUCUCCUCUCCAUCCCAUAUCCAGGCUGUGAAUUUUUCAAGGAAUAUAAGGAUCGGGAUUACAUGGCUGAAGGGCUCAUUUUUAACUGGAAGCAGGACUACGUCGAUGCCCCUCUGAGCAUCCCUGACUUCCUGACUUGCUCUCUGAAUAUUGACUGGAGCCAGUAUCAGGUGAGGGGACCCCUGGUGCCCACCCCACAAGCCCCUCAGGCAGAGGUCUGAAUGCCUGGCUCACCUCCAAUCUCUGACAGCCUAGGAAAGGAGGAGCUGUUGUCUGUCUGACUCUCUCUCCUGAUUUGCUCUUGGCCCAGAAAAUCAAAGCUUUCUGAACAUGACUCACUGAAAGAUUUGCAUCCACCAGGGGGUUCUGUUUCCAGAGGAGGACUGCAUGGAGUUUGCUUUUCCGGUUCUAGGACUUAGUGACUUUUUUCAUUUUACCUUUUAAAUGCAUGUUCCAUCAGAGGAAGUGCAGCACUCCCUGACCUGAUUUGCUCAUAGAAACCUGAAAGUUAUUUCCAUUGUGCGUCUCUCUUGUUACUGUCUGCCGUGGAAGGGGCGCCAGUCUUACUGGAUGAACCCAUCUGUCUACCACGUCUGGCCCACACUGUACAAGCCUGUGGCCCAUUAGCAAUCUCCUUGCCACCUGCUUCAGCCAGGACAGGGAGCCUCAUUCUGCCCACUGCCUUCCCCACACCUAUUCCCUCUGCCUGGCUGGCCCCCCACCCC
Odocoileus virginianus texanus is the source of this 1299-nucleotide messenger RNA. The record is from RefSeq and is a predicted model, not a curated record. NCBI's taxonomy places the organism in Eukaryota, Metazoa, Chordata, Mammalia, Artiodactyla, Cervidae.